This is a messenger RNA of Blepharisma stoltei, 961 nucleotides long. The record is from the annotation of a GenBank genome assembly. Lineage: Eukaryota; Ciliophora; Heterotrichea; Heterotrichida; Blepharismidae.
AUGCUUACUCCCCCCUCCGUGAGUGAAUAAAACCAUUAGAAAAAUCCCUAUUUUUUGCCCCAAAACCCACCCUCCGUGAGUGAACAAAAAUUUUUUUUAAUAGAAAAAAUUUUUAUUGAAAAAAAUUUAAUAUACAAAUGAUAAUUAGUAUAAUGAAAUCUAGAGCUAAUUCUGUUUAAUUUUAAAACGAAUUGCUUUUUAAAAACAUAAAUUUUAUAAAUUAAAUUAAUAUUUGCUUUCCAAUUUUUGUGAAUUAGGAUUUUUUUUAAAUUUCGAAAACAAAUAUUUUUUAUAAAAUUUAUAUAUAAAUUGUUUUAAAAAAAAAAAUUAACCCCCCUCUGUGAGUGAACAAAAUUUUUUUGUUCACUCACGGAGGGGGGGGGAGUUAAAGACAUUACAAACCUCCUAAAACCUAGAGUCAAGAAACCUAUCGAUGGGACAAAAUACAAGACAGAAUCCUGCAGAAAUUGGGUUGAGUUAGGAUUUUGCCACUAUGGAGACAGAUGCAAUUUUGCACAUGGCAAACGCGAGCUUAUGGACAAAGUCCCAGCUAAUGACAAGUACAAGUCUAAAAAAUGCAACCCAUUUCACACUAAAGGAUUUUGCACUUAUGGGCAUAGGUGCUUAUUUCUGCAUGAAAUAAGGACUUUGGAAGAACUUCCUAGAUGCUAUAGCAGGUUUAUAAUGCUCCAAAUGUCUCAGGAUCAAAAUUCUAACUUGCUGCUGUAAAUUAUUUUUUAUAUUUUUUUUUAUUAUUUAUUUUUUUUGAAAAAAUAAUUAUAGCAGGGUUAAAAGACUCCCAGUCUUUAAAAGAUUCGUUGAGGACGAAGAGGAAAUGGCGGAAAGAAUUGCUAAAGACACUGAGAGAUAUUUAGAAAGAAUUGUUGCAGGAGAACUUGAAAUUCAAUGGAAUCCUGAGAGUAACUGUGAAAAUGAUAAGAUAACUAAGUUUUGCUACUAA